AUGGUUGCCAUCGCCAGCGGGCUGUGGUGGGACCACUCAAAAACAACAAUCUUGGUCGCCACUCUGACCUUGCCACUUAACUACAGCAACCUCUUCCUCUCAGGCCUGACCAUCCUCGUUACCAUCGCUGGAUCAAGUUUCUGGAACAUCUUUGCUUUCUUUCUUCACAAUUGGAAAGCGAAGAGCGAAGAUCCUAGUGCUCUCGACCUUCAGCAACAGGUCAGUCUGCGGAACUCUGCAGGUGCUACUCAGACACUGUGGGAGGCUUUCAAGAUCCAUAAAGCGUGGUCAAAGAAGUUCAAAAAGCCAAUCGUGAAGCAGACAUGUUCUGUGGCAAUACCAGCUUUGCUCGUCUCAGCAGGCUUCGCCAUCCCCGCGCUGUUUACCUCGAGAGUGGCUAACAAAGCUUACAGCACCGUCGUCGCACGAGUGCAACCAAACAAUUGCGGAUUCUAG
This is a messenger RNA of Fusarium odoratissimum NRRL 54006, 456 nucleotides long. RefSeq lists its product as uncharacterized. The transcript has a single exon. Bases 1 to 456 code for a protein of 151 amino acids. The record is from RefSeq and is a predicted model, not a curated record. NCBI's taxonomy places the organism in Eukaryota, Fungi, Ascomycota, Sordariomycetes, Hypocreales, Nectriaceae.